Equus caballus (horse) is the source of this 833-nucleotide messenger RNA. It is a transcript of the gene RBP7, whose product is annotated as retinol binding protein 7. Lineage: Eukaryota; Metazoa; Chordata; Mammalia; Perissodactyla; Equidae. Gene Ontology annotation, molecular function: fatty acid binding. The record is from RefSeq and is a predicted model, not a curated record. Gene Ontology annotation, cellular component: nucleus; cytosol. Gene Ontology annotation, biological process: fatty acid transport.
AUGAUAGUCCAAUGCCUUCCUAAAAAUGAGCGCCCACGGGCCCUGCAGGACAGGAAACCAGGUCAGUGGGCAUUCCGGGGGAGCUUCUUAUACUACAAGUUAUUUGUCGUUUAUCUGAAGUUCAAGGAGUCCUGUUUCUGUUUUAUUUUUGUGCCAACUCUGGCAACCUUAGGUGGGAGGAACAACCUGAGAGGAGGUGUGAAGAAGACUAGGCAUGCCACUGUGGGCUCCCACCAGGACAGCAGCCCGACAGGCCGAGCUGCGGAAUGGGAUGUGAGGGCACGUAAGGAGGAAGCUUGGAAGGGCCCAGGCAUUGACUUUGCCAUUCACAAGAUAGCCAAGUUGCUGAAGCCACAGAAAGUGAUCGAGCAAAAUGGGGAUUCUUUUACCAUCCACACGUCCAGCAGCUUAAAGAACUACCUUGUUAAAUUUACAGUUGGAGAAGAAUUUGAUGAAGACAACAAAGGCCUGGAUAACGGAAAAUGCAGGAGCUUGGUCACCUGGGACAAUGACACUCUCAUCUGUGUCCAGAAGGGGGAAAAGAAGAACAGAGGCUGGACCCAUUGGAUUGAAGGGGACCAACUCCACUUGGAAAUGUUCUAUGAAGGACAAGUGUGCAAACAGACGUUCCAGAGAGCCUGAUCUGUAUCCAACAACAGAGGCCACAUGUGGAUGCAGCUUAAUGCCGAGUUAUAUUCCAGGAUGAGCAGAGGUUAAAUUGUCCUGGUUUGGUGAUGGGGCCUUGUGGUCAGAGAGAUGUCACACAGCCUGUACCAGAAGCCAUUUGGAGUGUUGGAAAACUGCUCAGCUUCAAUAAACCCAUCUAAUAACUC